Neurospora tetrasperma FGSC 2508 is the source of this 3149-nucleotide messenger RNA. RefSeq lists its product as uncharacterized. Lineage: Eukaryota; Fungi; Ascomycota; Sordariomycetes; Sordariales; Sordariaceae. The transcript is spliced from 2 exons. The record is from RefSeq and is a predicted model, not a curated record. Bases 75 to 2948 code for a protein of 957 amino acids.
GCGUCGGGAAACGCUCCUUCAACAUGAGAGAAACAACAAACUCCUCUCGUUUGUGGCAGUGACAGACGGGAAACAUGCGAUACCUCUUCAGUAGAGUACAUAAGGGCGGCCGCCCUCCGUUUCGUCUUCCAUCUUUUCUGGUCCAGACACAUUCAGCCGCAACUCCUCUUUUUUGGUUACCCACUGAUCGCCAGUAUCGAGCUCAAUCGUCACCAUCAAUUCUCUCUACAUCAUAUCAAAGUCAGCAUACACGCUUCUUCGGAUCAACACCCGCAAACAUGGCCGCCUCUUCAGAAGUCCUCUCCCAGACCCUCUCCUCCAUCACCUCCAUCAAGCUGGACCAGCUCCAAAAGCAAAAGGAUGCAUACGAGUCGGCCAAAGACGCUCUGCUCUCCGCUGCCGACAAGGAGGCCGACGUCCGCAAGCGUGCAGAGACCCUUCUCGAUGGUCGCGAGAAGCUGCCAUCCAUCAGAAGAGCUGACAACCCGAUGCUGUCGGCCGACAACAUGAAGCGGUUCGUCGAACAGGCGGCUUUCGAUCCGUCCGUGUCGAAGGAUCUUCUGCGCGAGUAUGAGGAGACGGUGAAGAAGGAGUUGGACAUGACGAGCAACAAGUACAGAUUUGCCAGCAUGUACGGCCGGAUGGUCAGGGAGUGGACCGCUGCGUCUGGGCAGGAUAAGAAGAUGUCGGUCACUGAAGGGGGUGACAAGGCUGAUAAGGACGACUUUGUCCCCGUUGGGAGGAAGGAGAUGCAUGAACAGAGGAAGACGUGGGAAGAAUUUGUUUUUACCCCCAAGGAGACCGACAAAGACGCCAUCAAGCGGUAUCUGGAGGACGUCUUUGCCGGGUCGUCGAAGGACUGCAAGCGCGCUUUGGCGGAGCUGAGAAAGAGUUUUGAGAAACUUCAGGACAACAAGAAUGCGAACUGGUCACACCCCUUCACCGUGUUACAGGUCAAGGUAUGCAUCCAGAGCAUCCUGCGAAGCAACAACAUUACGGGUGAGAAGCGCAGCACCCUUCGCGACUUCCUGAACAACUCGGUCGUCCUGCAGGAGAUCGCAGAUGUGCUGAACAUGCGUAUGGAUGCGCGCGCGUCUUGGACCUGGGAGGCGCCUGUGGUGGUCGAGCAGCGUCGGGCUCUGAAUGGGAAGUACAGAUUCUUCCUAGACGAGGACCUGCUGCAUUCGCUGCUCCUCGAGUACAUUUUUCGCCGAUGGGCAGUAUUGAUUCGACAACACUUCGGGAGAUUCACCGCAACCACAGGCGUGUGGAAGCCUGACACGAAACCCAUGUCAAAGCAGGAUGCGAGACGUCGACAGUUUUUUCUGGAUGAAAAGAAACCCCUCUCCGAUAGCGUCGCCUAUGAGCGCGAGGAUUAUUUCCAUGGCAAGAUUCUGCUGGAUCAUCUCCCCGAAUGGAUGUCGGAGGUCCGCGGCGGGUAUGAUUCAUCAGAAGCGGACAGCAAAGAGGACACAAGAGACUCGCCUCUGAGAGUGGUACAGGGUCUCAUGCACCGGCUUGAAGCUGACAUUCUCGUCCAGACGCACAUGGGUAACGAACUAACCGUGCUUCGGUCUGAUUUUCAAUGGUUUGGUCCUGGACUGCCGCACUCGAGCAUCUUCGCCGUGAUGGAGUUCUUUGGCUUCAACGAAGAAUGGCUUGACUUCUUCAAGCGUGUGCUAGAGGCCCCUCUUCGGUUCAAAGGCGACCCCAACCCCGACACUCCCUUUGGCAUCCGCAAGCGUGGCACCCCGAUAAGCAGCACAAUUUCCGAUGUCGUGGGCGAGUCCCUGCUGUUUUGCCUGGACUUUGCGGUCAACCAGAAGGCCGACGGAACGCCUCUCUACCGGCUUCACGACGACAUGUGGCUUUGGGGUACCACAGAGAAGUGCUCCAAGGCAUGGAAGGUGGUGACGGAGUUCAGCGAGGUCAUGGGACUGAGCCUCAAUGAGGAGAAGACAGGAUCAGCGAUUAUUCAUCCCAAGAACAAGAAGGUGGGCUUGGAGUCAACCAAGGAGGAGGAGACUGCCAAAACCAGCCACAAUCUUCCGACCGGCCCUGUUACCUGGGGUUUACUUAAGCUUAACGCCUCAACGGGUCACUUCGAGAUCGACGAGUCGAAGGUCGACGAGCAUAUCGACGAACUCCGCCGCCAGCUGGGUGCUUGCCAAUCGGUAUUUGACUGGGUGCAAGCCUGGAAUAUCUACGGCGACCGCUUUUUUACCAACUUUUUUGGCCGCCCCGCCGCCUGCAGUGGCCGUGCCCAUGUUGACAGCAUGCUUGCCAUGUUUGCGCGGAUCCAGCAGAAGCUCUUCCCUGACCACGCCGGCGGGGUGGGCGCCUACGUCAAGGAUAUGAUCGCCUCACGCUUCGGCAUCUCAUCCAUCCCGGAUGGAUACCUAUUUUUCCCCACUUCAAUGGGCGGUCUCGGUCUGCGCAAUCCGUUUGUCUCGCUCUUCCUGAUUCGCGAUGACCUGGAAAAGACGCCCGAGGAGAUGCUGGCCGACUACGAAGAGGAGGAAGAGCGUGCGUACCGGAGAGCGAAGGAGAGGUUUGAGACCUACGAGAUGGAGCGCGCUGUGAACAAGACGGCUGGUGGCUCGACCAGAGGAGAAGACUCAUUUAAGGACCUUGAGGGAGAGCCUUUCAUGAGUUAUGAGGAGUUCACACGGUACAGGGAGCUGACGUCGCCGCAGCUUAAGGCGCUUUACCAAAACCUAUUGAUGGAGCCGACGACGAGAGACGUGGAGCUCAAGGGCGAUAUCAAGGCGGCGCUGGAGGACGAGGAUGAUUGGAGGGACAUGAGCAGCUACGACAAGUGGGUGGUGCAGCUGUUCCAUCGGGAGGUGGUGGACAUGUUUGGUGGACUGACGGUCGUUGAUAAGGCGGCGCUGCCCAUUGGGUUGAUAACCAUGCUGAGACAAAGCCGGUUCCAUUGGCAGGGCUAAGUGGGUGGUGGCCUAGGUUACUAGUAGUGGGAGACGGGCGACGAGGAAGGAUUGUGGUGGAUAAUGUAUGAUUAUGACUGUAUAAACCAGGAGAAUGAGGAUGACGAGGAACGAGUAGGGGAUUAUAGUCAUGUAUGCUCGCCGCUCUGAACAUCAUUAGGAUACGCUUAGCAAUUUUGAAAACAGGGAAACAUUGCCUUG